Aureobasidium vineae is the source of this 846-nucleotide messenger RNA. NCBI's taxonomy places the organism in Eukaryota, Fungi, Ascomycota, Dothideomycetes, Dothideales, Saccotheciaceae. The record is from the annotation of a GenBank genome assembly.
AUGUCUUCGUCCUCGGAGUCCUCACUCGGCCGUCUGAAAGGCAAAGUCGCCAUCGUCACUGGAGGAGCCAGUCCCAAAGGCUUCGGCUAUGCAAUCGCCCGCCGCUUCAUCGACGAAGGCGCAAAAGUCAUCAUCGGCGACCUUGAUGGCUCUGGCGCCGAAUCCAGCGUAUCCUCACUUUCCUCUCCAAAUGCCAAAGGUGUAUCCAUGGACGUCUGCAAGCUCGAAGACUGGAAAAGAGUUGUGGACAUGGCGGUCAAAGAGUUUGGCAGACUGGACAUUGUGGUCAACAAUGCUGGAUGUACGUAUAAAAAUAAACCGACUGCAGAGGUUACGGAAGACGAGUUUGAGCGGGUGAUGAGUGUGAAUGUCAAGAGUAUCUUUUGGAGUGUCAAGGUUGUGGUGCCGCAGAUGCAGAAGCAAGGAGAGGGUGGCAGUAUCAUCAAUAUCUCGAGCAGUGGGAGUGUAAGGCCUAGACCUGGGUUGGUGUGGUAUAAUGCCAGCAAGGGGGCGGUGUCGAACGUAAGUCUUGUUUUUUUUUUUAAAACGAGGAUAGUGAGUUGGCUGACUUGUUUUAGNGCGACCAUGGCGUUGGCUGCCGAGUAUGGUCCUGACCAGAUCAGAGUCAAUGCGAUUGCUCCGUUGUUGUCUGCGACUGGUUUGUUUGAGUCGUUCGUUGGAGUCAAGGACACGCAGGAGAACAGAGACAAGUUUGCAGCGUCGAUCCCACUGGGUAGACUGACAGACCCAGUGGACGUGGGUAAUGCGUGCGUGUUCCUAGCAUCGGACGAGGGCAAGUUCGUGACGGGCACCAACUUUAGUGUUGACGGAGGAAGACACAUCUAA